Molecule: messenger RNA, 378 nt
Organism: Cercopithifilaria johnstoni
Lineage: Eukaryota; Metazoa; Nematoda; Chromadorea; Rhabditida; Onchocercidae
Source: the annotation of a GenBank genome assembly
AUGCGAUAUGAUAAAUGGACGCAUGAAAAAGCGAUAUCACCAGUGCUACUGAUUAAAAUGAUUACUGUAAUGGAAGCAAUGGAUGAAAAAAAAAAGAAACCAAUCGUUGUUCACGGUACCCAUGGCAUACGAAGAACUGCUGUUUUCGUAAUCACCUCGUUGCUCAUGAAACAAAUUUCAGAGACCCAUCAUAUGUCAAUAUUGAAAGCAGCUAUAGCGGUACGUAGACGGCGUUAUGGUGUUCUGCGAUUUUUGGAGGACUAUCGUUUAAUACUACAGUCUGCUUUAUGUUACGCAAAACAGUGUGAUCUGAUUAAAAAUGAAAAAAUAUUUAUGGAUGCUAUAGAUGUAGGUGAAUUGUUACGUGUCAACCUUUGA